AUGGAGUCACUAGAAAACUUAUUACAUCAGGGGGAAUAUAACAUGUUUCAGUAUGCCCCCAUGUUUGAAAGCGAUUUCUUCCAAAUCAGUAAGGAAGGUAACCCAAUUGAGGUCCACAAUAAGAAGAAAGUCAUUACACUUGGAGUGACUUCCACCAUUCCCACACUACCGAUCCCUAAUACCCUGCUUCUGGCAAGCUCUUUGGUCUCAUCUGAAGAACAUAUUUCAAAAUCCACAUCCAUAUUCCAUCAGCACUUUCAAGGGAAUUUGGAACUAAAAAGGUUAUUCCCUUUGUGCUUGGUCAAGAUUUCAAUCCACAACAUGGAAAAGCAGCAGCUGCGACUUAAACUAGUAACUGGCCGCACCUACUACCUUCAGCUGUACCCUGCAUCACAUCAGCAACAAAACCUUUUCGUUGGCUGGAUAAAGCUUGUACAAACGUUACGGCCUUCUUCAAAAACCAAUGUCAACCAGCAGAAGCCAGAAAACCAAAAAUUAAAGAAGAAAGGUGCACCUCUAGUUCCACCUCCGAAACCUAAAACCCCACCUCCUCAGAGAGAAUCUCAAUGCACACCUGCAAAAAAGACAAAGGAAAAAAAGAAGAGUAUUCGUCCUGUCAUUCAAAACCCUACUACUAAGGCAAAGGAAACAAAAAAAGGAAAGGCUCCAACUGCUGUACGUUCUAAGAGCUCUCCCACUCCUAAAAUCAAACCACCACCUCUCAAAAUAGAGAAUAUUCAUGAGGCCUCCUGUAAAACAACCCCAGAGGAGAAGAACAUUGCAAAAAAACUAGAGAAGGAGAAAACAAAGAAUCCUGUUGCUGGAGGUGAAAAAGAAAACUUGGAUAUUAACAGGUACAGGUAUGUGAAAGUUAAACAGAAGUAA
Thamnophis sirtalis is the source of this 885-nucleotide messenger RNA. Lineage: Eukaryota; Metazoa; Chordata; Lepidosauria; Squamata; Natricidae. The record is from RefSeq and is a predicted model, not a curated record.